AUGGCGAUCUUGAGGAAGAAAUCUAUAUGUCUCCUCCGCCAGGGCCUUGGAGACAGGGGAGGAACACUUAGUCUGCCGACUCCACAAGUCGUUGUAUGGCCUAAAGCAAGCGUCCCACUCCCACUCCACAAGUCGUUGUAUGGCCUAAAGCAAGCGUCCCAUCAGUGGUUUGCCAAAUUCUCAGAGGCUAUUCAGUCUGCUGGAUAUGUACAAUCAAGAGCUGACUACUCUUUGUUCACCAAGAAACACGGCAAGUCCUUUACUGCUCUCCUAAUUUAUGUUGAUGAUAUUUUAGUUACCGGAAAUGAUCCAGUGAGUAUUGCUGCACUCAAGAAUUUCCUCCAUUCCCAUUUCCGUAUUAAAGAUCUAGGAGACUUGAAACAUUUUCUUGGUAUUGAGGUUUCAACCUCUAGCAAUGGGAUCUUUAUCUCUCAACGUAAAUAUGCAUUAGAAAUUGUCAAGGAUGCAGGGUUAAUAGGCGCAGCCCCUACUGACAGUCCUAUGGAAAGAGAUUUAAAGUUGUCUGACAAAAGUGACUUGCUAAAAGAUCCAGCUCGUUACAGAAGACUUGUUGGGAGAUUAAUAUAUCUUACAGUUUCGAGACCAGACUUUACAUAUUCGGUACAUGUACUAAGCAGGUUCAUGCAUCAGCCACGAAAGCUACAUAUGGAAGCAGCUUUGCGUGUUGUCCGGUAUAUUAAGAAGGCACCAGGUCAAGGAUUGUUCUUUUCUUCUAAGAGUGAUUUUAGAUUGCGUGCUUUCUGUGAUUCUGAUUGGGCAGGUUGUCCAAUUACUAGGAGAUCCACCUCAGGUUAUUGUGUCUUUCUUGGUCCCUCAUUGGUUUCAUGGAGAUCAAAGCUACAGAAAACUGUUUCCCUCUCUUCAGCUGAAGCAGAAUAUCGAGCAAUGACUGGUGCUUGUUGUGAACUCACAUGGCUUCGAUAUCUUCUCAAGGAUUUGGGAGUAUUGCAUCAAGAACCAGCCCUUCUAUAUUGUGAUAAUAAAGCAGCGCUGCACAUUGCAGCAAAUCCUGUCUUUCAUGAGCAGACUCGACACAUUGAAAUGGACUGUCACUAUAUAAGAGAUAAGAUACAAGAUGGAUCUGUUGUCACCAAGUUUGUGGGUUCUACACAUCAAUUGGCAGACGUUUUCACCAAAACUUUGGGAAAGGAAAUCUUCAUUCUUAUGGUUGGCAAGUUGGGAGUUAGAGACAUUCACUCUCCAACUUGA
This is a messenger RNA of Rosa chinensis, 1230 nucleotides long. RefSeq lists its product as uncharacterized. The record is from RefSeq and is a predicted model, not a curated record. Bases 1 to 1230 code for a protein of 409 amino acids. The transcript has a single exon. NCBI's taxonomy places the organism in Eukaryota, Viridiplantae, Streptophyta, Magnoliopsida, Rosales, Rosaceae.